This is a messenger RNA of Cannabis sativa, 3408 nucleotides long. Its product is annotated as sodium/hydrogen exchanger 1. Lineage: Eukaryota; Viridiplantae; Streptophyta; Magnoliopsida; Rosales; Cannabaceae. Gene Ontology annotation, molecular function: sodium:proton antiporter activity. The transcript is spliced from 14 exons. Gene Ontology annotation, cellular component: membrane. The record is from RefSeq and is a predicted model, not a curated record. Bases 215 to 1849 code for a protein of 544 amino acids. Gene Ontology annotation, biological process: sodium ion transport; proton transmembrane transport; regulation of pH.
GCUAAAUGACGUACGAAAUUAGUAUUUCAAGUAUAGUUGUGGAGUGUCCGAAGUCCGAACCGGUGUCAACUACCAUUCUUCCCUCCAAAUUCACCCACAAAAAUCUUGAAAAUGAAAUUUUCAAUCUUCAAACUAACUCAUCAGAAAUUCCAUUCAUGAAUUCAUUUAUAUCUUCAUUACAGCCUAUUACUGAGAAUUCCAGUAAACAGCAGCAAUGACGUUACUCGGAGCCAUACCCAUACCGCCACUUCAUCAGUUGUCUUCAUCCUCUUAUUUGAGCAGCAGCACCAUUAUUGCACUCACCAUCUUCUUCGCCCUUCUUUGUGUCUGUAUCAUCAUUGGCCAUCUUCUCGAGCAGAAUCGCUGGCUUAACGAAUCCAUUACUGCUCUUCUUUUGGGUUUGUGCACUGGAGGAGUGGUGCUGUUGGUGAGGAAGUCAGAGAGUUCACGUUUGUUAGUAUUCAGCGAGGACUUGUUCUUUCUCUAUUUGCUUCCUCCAAUCAUUUUCAAUGCUGGUUUCCAGGUCAAGAAGAAGCAAUUCUUUAGGAAUUUCUCAACGAUAUUGUUGUUUGGUGUGUUCGGUACCAUAAUAUCCUUCUGCAUAAUAUCAUUUGGUGCUUUUCUGCUGUUUAAAACAAUUGGUAUCACAAGCUUGAGUGUUGAAGAUUACUUAGCUAUUGGUGCCAUACUGUCUGCAACAGAUUCAGUCUGCACACUUCAGGUUCUAAGUCAAGACCAGACACCCUUUCUUUACAGCACGGUAUUUGGUGAAGGAGUGGUGAAUGAUGCUACCUCUAUUGUGCUUUUCUACUCUGUGCAAGAUCUAGACUUCAGUAACAUUGACGCCGGUACAGUGUUGAAGUUGUUGGGGACUUUCCUUUACCUCUUUUUCACUAGCACUGCUCUUGGUGUGUCUGCAGGUCUCGUGAGUGCAUACAUUAUAAAAACCCUCUACUUUGGCAGACAUUCUACUAAUCGUGAAGUUGCACUCAUGAUGCUCAUGGCGUAUUUGUCAUACAUGGUGGCAGAGUUUUUAAGUCUCAGUGGGAUUUUGGCAGUCUUUUUCUGCGGCAUAGUCAUGUCACAUUAUACAUGGCACAAUGUUACUGAAAGCUCAAGAAUAACUACUAUGCAUGCGUUUGCAACAAUUUCUUUCAUUUCAGAAACCUUCAUAUUCCUUUAUGUUGGUAUGGAUGCUUUGGACAUUAACAAAUGGAAAAGCAGCAGUGCAAGUGCAGGAACUUCAAUUGCUGUUAGUGCAAUAUUGUUCACACUGGUUUUGAUAGGAAGGGCAGCAUUUGUGUUUCCAAUUGCAAAUAUUGAAAACUGUGUGGGAAGAAGAAAUGGUUCAAAAAUUGAAUUCAAAGAGCAGUUCAUUAUAUGGUGGGCAGGCCUAAUCAGAGGUGCAGUAACCAUUGCUUUGUCUUACAACCAAUUUGCAGAGUCUAAGGAAAAAUCAACUGGUGAUAGUGCAUUAAUGAUCACCAGCACAAUAAUCGUCGUUUUGUUUAGCACUGUGGUCUUUGGCUCUAUAACAAAGCCUCUAAUUGAGGCAGUAAUGUUGCAGCAUUCAAAACCAUCUACUUCAGAUGCAGCUGAAAUUCCAAGCCUGGAAGAUUUACAUCAGCUUCUGUUUAUCGAAAAUGACAACUCAGCUGAGCAGGGAAACAAUCAAUCAGAACUCCCUAAAAGAAGUAGCUUAAGCCUUCUGAUCAGACAUCCAACUACAACAGUUCACUACUUUUGGAGAAAAUUUGAUGACAGAUUCAUGAGGCCGGUUUUCGGUGGACGGGGCUUUGUUCCAUUUGUUCCUGGUUCUCCAACUGAUGCUGCAGAUCAGAAUUCUUGAAACCGAAAGUAACCAUAUAUGUUUCUAAAUUCGUGCCUUUCUUUUCAUGUACAAAAAGGAGCAGGGGUGGUCACUACACAAAAGCUAUGUACUAAACUAAAAGUAAAGCAUGGUAGCAUGUAAACUGUGCACAAUGAGUAGAACUUCAUCAAAGAUAGUCUUGCAUUUAGAAGUUUCUAAAAAGCCUUAAUCAGAGGUUAAAAUACCAUCUGGUUUAUCUGCCUAUAAAGAUUGACUGCAAGUAACUUUGGAUACUGCUACACAUUUAUUUUCAAACUUGAAAUUCGUCACAAACAAGAACUAACAAGAAAACUUUACUGCAGAAUUCUAGAGUUCUGACAUGAAAAAUAAGGAAAAGUCAACUUAACUGCAAGACAUCAACAAAUAAAGGAAAAAAAAAACAUCUCACAUUAAUCCUAAGUACAUAUUCAUCAAUAAACAUAGAGGUCUGAUCGGUCUUUCUUCACCUAAUGAUCCGCUGGUUUCAACGCCUCCAGAAUUAGAGUAGUUUGAUCUGCAAGCAACUGACUCCUCUUAGCAAAAAGCUCCAUCUCAGCCAUAUGUAUUUUCUUCCACUUGGCAUCCAACUCUGCUCUUUUCGACUCCGGGACCAACUCAAGCCCCUUGCUCAAAAUAUGCUCCGAUAAGCCAAAAUUGCCCAGGCUCGGAGAGGAAAGCAGCUCCUCCAUUACACCCAAUUUAGGAGAGGAAAGCAAAUCCUCCGCCGGCCCCAAACUCGGCGAGGAAAGAUUCUGCGGUGAAGCUAAUGCCUUGCUACUCCUCGCAGUGCCAGUGCCAUUAGCCUUGGGCUGUUCAGCUUUCACAACGAGCUUUUCACCACCACCCCAAAUUUUCUUCGACAAUUCAAACACUUCCUUCUCGUGAAGCUUCGUCGGGUUGUACUUCUUCCUACUAGCAUUGUUCUCGUAUUUUUUCUUCAACCUACGGAGCUUAUCUGACAACUGGGCCUUCGUGAAAUCAAUCUGCAGUGACUUCUUGAUGAAAUCUUGAAAGGCAUGCAUGUCAGCCGCAGAUGGGAUCGAUCCUUUCUUAGCAGCGUAGUCACUAAUACCCUUCAAAAUCACUAUCUCAUCAUCCUCACUCCACAACCUCUGAAACAGCUUCUUCGACUCGUCACCAGUCUUCUUCGAUUCAUCCUCCGCAAUCGCGGAACCUCCAUCUGGUUCCGAACCUUUCUUCUUCGCUCGCUUCGAGUCCUUAACCUCGCUAUUGCUCGGUCUCUUCACCGACGACCUGACGGUAGAAAUCGGAACAGCCUUCGUUAAAGGCGUGGUUUUCGAUUUCUGUGAUUCCUGCUCUUCGUCUUCUUCGGAAGCCCCUUCCUCUUCCUCUUCUUCUUCUUCUUCUUCGGACGAAGAAUCUUCCUCGGCUUCUGAUGAAGAAGCAACGGGUGGGUCGUCCAGAUGGGAAGGACGCUUCGGUGCCAUGGAUGAAAAGGAGGGUUUCGAGAUUUCAAAUUCGGGGUUAGGGUUUCAGAUUCGAAAUUUAGGGUUAGGGUCUCAAAACGCGGGACUGUUGACUAUGACUCUGAGAUGAAU